AUGAGCUCGCAAGAAGAUCCCGUGCGCUCAGAUUCUGAGGACCAAACGAAGGGCCAGUCGACGCCGGGCUUGAGACGAUUGCUACCAGCAGCAGCCAGCACUGCUGGGCCCAGCGGGGGACCAACCAGCGCAUCUCCGGACUACUCAAUCAGACCGCUCCGGCACCAAGUCCCGGCAGCUUGUCUGCAAUGCCGGAAGCGAAAGGUCAAGUGCUCCGGAGCGAGACCAUCGUGCCAUCGAUGUUUGCAAAACGACGUCGAUUGCAAAUGGGACACCGAGCCCGACACGUCUCGCCUUGUUUCGAUACGCAAGCGCAAGGAAGAACUCGAACGCGAAAAUGAGGACCUGCACGAAUUCCUGCGCUUCCUCAUUUCACGGCCAGAAGAGGAGGCUUUCGAAAUCUUCAAACGUCUCCGAGCAUCCGGAGACGCGUUGGAGGUGCUCAACUUUGUGCGCACCGCCGAUCUCCUCUUGCAGAGACGACAAGUAGGAGACGAUGUCAACCAGGAAAUCCCCAAGGAAACGGCAGCAGAAAGAGAGGACAACCUUCCCGUGAGCGACUUCAAAGUGCCCGCAAAACCGUGGACUAAUCUAUCAAACGACAUCAUCGUCUCAGAUCUGAUUACCGGCUUCUUCCUUUGGGAAGCGCCCUUCUUCCUCCCCUUCGUGGACCAGCAGACUUUCCUCGACGACAUGCGCAGACGUUCCCCAGAGACGGCUACAUACUGUUCCCCUCUUCUUGUCAACGCGAUAUGCGCACUUCGAAGCCAUACCUCAGAACGUGCAGAAACCUUCGGACGAGCAAACGGGUGCGAUUUGAGGAUGCUAUUUCUCAACGAAGCCAGGCGACAAUGGGAACUCGAACGUGGAGAGGCGCUGUUGACCACCGCCCAGGCUUUGUUCAUCAUGUACCUGACGACACUGGCAUUGGGGAUGGAAACUUCGGCCACAGAGUAUCAGCUCGCUGCCUGCGAUAUGGCGCACACCCUACAAUCGGAAGUCAAGGGCGGCUUGGGAGCUAAGGAACGAGACGAACGAGCCGCAUCAAAGGCUUUGUGGGGAAUGUACUGUUUUGAAAGGUUGGCGAACGCUGCUGCCGAGGCGAUUCCCGAGCAGGGUCAACUGACAAUCUUUGCCCUAGCAUUUCCGCCUUCUCCUAUCUUCGACCAUCCGCCCUUUCAAAACCUCCCAUCUUUCGGCAUUUCUUUGACGGGGCUACCCGUCACGCUGCAAAACUCCGGGGUGAAGAAUGUCGAGUCGCGACGAUCCGAAAUGCGAUGA
This is a messenger RNA of Colletotrichum gloeosporioides, 1281 nucleotides long. RefSeq lists its product as uncharacterized. Bases 1 to 1281 code for a protein of 426 amino acids. Gene Ontology annotation, biological process: regulation of DNA-templated transcription; DNA-templated transcription. The record is from RefSeq and is a predicted model, not a curated record. Lineage: Eukaryota; Fungi; Ascomycota; Sordariomycetes; Glomerellales; Glomerellaceae. Gene Ontology annotation, molecular function: zinc ion binding; DNA binding; DNA-binding transcription factor activity, RNA polymerase II-specific. The transcript has 3 exons.